AUGGAUCAGAUCCUCUUCAACCAAUACGGCGCCGCUGGCACGGUAUCCGAGGUGGAGAAAAUACUUGGCUGCGUCUUCAACAACAAAGAGCUGCUGGUGGAUGCGCUGACGCACUCGUCGUCGAUCCCGAGCCAGAGGAACUAUCAGCGGCUGGAGUUCGUGGGCGACGCCGUGAUUCAGCUCCCCGUCAGCAAUUACCUCUUCCUCCAGAGCCCUCCGCUCGAUCCGCGUAACCUCUCCCUCCUCCGGGCCGCCAACGUCAGCACGGAGAAGCUUGCCCGCGUGGCGGUUCGCCGUGGGUUUUACAAGUUCGUCCGGCGAAACUCUGCCGCUCUUGAUGACCGGGUGAGUCGUCAACUUACUCCCCAAGUUAUCGACUCUGUUUCUACACUCUGUUUCUUCAAGAUCGACUUUUUUCACCUCGCCGCCUCCGAGUACGUUUCCUGUGCCGGCGUUUAA
This is a messenger RNA of Linum tenue, 459 nucleotides long. Lineage: Eukaryota; Viridiplantae; Streptophyta; Magnoliopsida; Malpighiales; Linaceae. The record is from the annotation of a GenBank genome assembly.